AUGGCGAUAUUGGCCCAUUUAAGGACAAUGUUAAGCGACCCGGGUAUAGUGCCAUUGUGUAACAAGGCAAUGACAAAAAAACAAGAAAUGCGAUUAAUGAUCGAUGACAACGAUGAUUCUGAAUAUUCUGGAUCAGAAGCUGAGUUGUACUGUGCGAGAGAUAAUUAUGUUGUAAGUUGUGACAUUUCUAAAAUUAUUUCUGUUUAGGGUGAAGACUGGACCAUUUGCACCAGAUGUGAGAGUUACCGACCGCCAAGGGCACAUCAUUGUAAGAUAUGCAAAAGAUGUGUCAGGAAGAUGGACCAUCAUUGUAAGUUCUUUAAAGCUGGUUCUAGGACGAAUUCAGCAACUUAUUUGCUAUGAAAGUGUAGAGGAUUUUUUUAUAGAGUACUUUAUUUUUAAUUUAGGUCCUUGGGUGAACAAUUGUGUCGGAGAACUAAAUCAGAAGUACUUUGUGCAGUUUGUCCUAUAUGUCGGAUUUCUAGCCGGUUAUGCGUUUUUGUAAGUUAAUAUGCUUACAAUUGGAACGAUUUAUUAGUAUGAUUUGUUGUAAGUUUAUGUAUUGCAGUAUAAUUACAUUGCUUAUAAUGUAGUAAGUAUUGUUUUUAGCAUCAUCGCCUUGUCAUGGAUGUACCACGAUGAAAGAGGCGAAACUGGCAUGCACGGGCCAAAUGGCGAGAUUGCCAAGCAUUAUAAAGUGUAAGUUUUGUUGUUUUUUAUCAUUAGAAUACGUUUGUCGCCGUUUGUAAAUUUUUACAAAAAGAUCAAUUGUUUUGGAAUAUUUUAUAUUGUUACGAAAUCUUUAAUGCCAUCAUUUUUACCUGUAGCGGUUGAAAUUAACACUGUUAUGCCUUUCAGAAUACAUACAAUAGGACUGUCAGUGGAGAGUGCGUUGUUUGGCUUGUUCGUUUUGGCCGUUUCUUGUGAUCAAGUAAGUUUUGGAAAUCUCAAGCUAUAAUGUUGAGCAAGAUUGACCAAAGAAUGCCAUAUAAACCCUAAACUAUAAAACAAUGAUAUUUACAUCGACUACCUUCAGAUCCAAGCCAUUUUCAACGAUGAAACGGUGAUUGAAGCUCUCCAACGUGGCUUCAACAGACGGCGCCGGAAACGACGUGGGAAAUGCGCAUUACUGCGCGACGUUUGCGGACCCAGACACUGGUCCUUGUGGAUGCUACCUUGCAUUUCAUUCCCAGCACGUCGCGAGUUUAUCAGAUUCGCGAGGAAUAUGCGCGAACGAAACAUCUAA
This is a messenger RNA of Bursaphelenchus okinawaensis, 1246 nucleotides long. The record is from the annotation of a GenBank genome assembly. NCBI's taxonomy places the organism in Eukaryota, Metazoa, Nematoda, Chromadorea, Rhabditida, Aphelenchoididae.